AUGGCGUCGCUGACAGAUAAUCCACCAACGUUGGUGGUGAGGCAGCACAUUCAGGACCAUGCGGCAGCGACCGCCAUUGAGAAACACUGGGGUUAUGCGGAGCGCGUGGUGCCGUGUGUGGUGGACGCAGGAAGCUGCGAGUACCUCGAUGUCGUGUACGGCGCCCACGACCAGGGUAUGCUCUUCGUGGGCAUCAUGUGGAUAGUCUUCGGCGGCUUGAUCCUCAGCUAUGCCAUCGGACGGCGCCUCAUUCCUUCGCGUCAACCGUCCCUCAGUGCCGCCAAAGGCGAAGAAGCACCAUCUUCUCCAGAGAGCGCCCAUCAGCCGCUCCUCUAUCGCCUUUCUGCAUCCCUCUCCGCCUCCCUCCGCCGAAGCCUCCUUCCCGAGUCGCUACGGCCCAUGUUCGGCCGCGUCACCCGCCUGCAGCUCCUGAUCCUGGCCUUCCUCAGCACCUACCUCACCAUUUUCACGUUCGUCGGCUAUCGGUACGCCACAUGGGUGACGCCCGUGAGCAACACGCCGGGUGUGUACAACACACGCAGCUCUCUCGGCCCAUUCUCCGACCGCAUCGGCGUCAUGGCCUACGCGCUCAUUCCGCUGAGCGUCUUCCUCGCGAACCGCGAAUCCCUGCUCUCGCAACUAAGCGGCAUUCCAUACCAGUCCUUCCAGUUCCUGCACCGCUGGCUCGGCUACAUCAUCACCGUGCAGUCCAUCGUGCACACCAUCGGCUGGACCAUCGUCGAGGCGCGGCUGUACCAGCCACAGCCCAAGGUGUGGAACAGCUUCAUCAAGCAGCUCUACAUGAUCUGGGGUGUCGUCGCCAUGGUGCUACUGAGCCUGAUAUUCGCCCUGUCGCUGCCCUGUGCCAUCCGCCGCAUGGGCUACGAGGCCUUCCGCAAAGCGCACUACCUCAUGGCUGCGAUCUUCAUGGGCGCCUGCUACGGCCACUGGGCCCAGCUAGGCUGCUUCCUCAUCGCGUCACUGGUCGUCUGGUUCCUCGACCGCUUCGCCCGCCUGCUGCGCACCUUCCUGCUACACUAUCAAUUCCUGCCUGACAGCACGAGCCGCAUGCGCUUCCAGCCCGCCAGGGCACGCAUCACUUCUUUCCCCGACGAGAGCAACGGCGACAUCGUGCGCUUGGACUUUGUCCACAACCACGCCGCCUGGGCCGUCGGGCAGCACUUCUACCUCUGCUUCCCCGAGAGCAGUAUCUGGCAGAGCCAUCCGUUCACACCGCUGAGCUUGCCGAGCUUGGGCGGCGGCAACGAGGGUCAGCGGCACAGCUACGUCUUCCGCGCCAAGGGCGGAGAGACGAGGAAGAUCGCUGAGCUGGCGCGCGCGAAGCUAGCUGCCGCGGCGGAUACGGCAGAAUCAAGCGACAAAUCGCGAAAAGCAACACGGGCGGCAACAACGCCGGUAAUACUGCAGGGCCCGUACGGCACCGGUCACGUCGCGGAGCUGCAAGACGCGCCGGACAUGAACGUGUUGCUGGUGGCAGGCGGGACAGGCGUGACGUUCGUGCUACCGGUGCUGUUCUACCUGAUGACGCUGCCGGUUCCCGUCGACGCGCCCAAGGACCGCAAGAUCGAGCUGGUGUGGGCGGUCCGGAGACGUGCGGACGUGAAGUGGGUGCAGCAGGAGCUGGACGUGCUGCAGGCGGCGAGCAGGCGGAUGAACCUCAGCAUUCGUAUCUUCGUGACGCGGGAGGGGCAGAGCGCCGAGGAGACAGUGGUAAAGGGGGCGGCCUGCUGUAGUGGAGAGGCCGUUGAGAAAAAUGGGGUGCGCGUCAACGAGGAGGCGAAGACCGGGCUAUCGUCGUCUUCCUCGUCCUCAGAGACGGGCGACGAGAUCCAGGAAGUGUCGUCGCAGUCGCCGUCGCCCAGACGCUUCUCGGUCCAGCAGGCUAGCCGCGCGGAAGCACUGCAGGCUGUGACGCUGCGUCCGGACAUGGCCAAGGUCGUGACCGAGUUCGUCGACAGUACCGUGCGCGGACCGACCACUGUCUAUGCGUCCGGACCGGGCGGUCUCAUAUCGGAUCUAAGGGAGGUGGUGGCAAGCUGUAACGAUGGAGCACAGGUGUGGAAGGGCCAUGAGAGGUGGAGUGUUGACCUCGUCUGCGAUGAUCGGAUGGAGUGGUAG
Molecule: messenger RNA, 2139 nt
Organism: Cyphellophora europaea CBS 101466
Lineage: Eukaryota; Fungi; Ascomycota; Eurotiomycetes; Chaetothyriales; Cyphellophoraceae
Exons: 3
Coding region: 1-2139 (712 amino acids)
Biological process (GO): copper ion import; iron ion transport; intracellular iron ion homeostasis
Cellular component (GO): plasma membrane
Molecular function (GO): ferric-chelate reductase activity
Source: RefSeq, a predicted model, not a curated record